AUGAAUUUUCCCGAAAUAAAAUGCAGAGAAGGAAAAUAUAACUACUCCGUCAAAGAGAUAGAACGUAUGAGAAACGACUAUGCAGACUUAAAGAAAGAAGCAGAAAAGCCAGCAGAAGAUAAAAUGAACAUGUUAGAAUUUCUGAACAAAAACUAUCCAACAGCAGAAGAUUUCCUUCUAUCUGACGUCAAGAAGAAGUAUAAAGAAACUUUCGGCAUUGUUAAAACAUUCGAUGUACUAAAAGAAGAAAUAGAAGCUACGAAACUGUUUAAGAUUUCAAAUAUACAUCGUACAAUUCAUGUAAAAAGCUUGUGA
This is a messenger RNA of Trichomonas vaginalis G3, 315 nucleotides long. RefSeq names its product organellar and viral DNA polymerase type B. Bases 1 to 315 code for a protein of 104 amino acids. The record is from RefSeq and is a predicted model, not a curated record. Lineage: Eukaryota; Parabasalia; Trichomonadida; Trichomonadidae. The transcript has a single exon.